Molecule: messenger RNA, 1723 nt
Organism: Helianthus annuus (common sunflower)
Lineage: Eukaryota; Viridiplantae; Streptophyta; Magnoliopsida; Asterales; Asteraceae
Product: pentatricopeptide repeat-containing protein At1g62670, mitochondrial-like
Exons: 1
Coding region: 3-1673 (556 amino acids)
Molecular function (GO): protein binding
Source: RefSeq, a predicted model, not a curated record
UCAUGAAUCUCACAAAUUCUCUUCUUAUCAAAUUCAGAGGUAAUUCAAUCACCACAUCCUUCCUUCUUCACUCUAAUUUCUCCACAAAUCGAUCCAUGCUUCAUAAAAUCACCAACUUGAAUCAUGCACUCAACCUGUUCGAUGAAAUGUCACAGAGACGCCCUCUUCCAUCUGUUGUUCUGUUUAAUCAGUUGUUGACCGCUGUUACUAAAAUCAAACAUUUUUCUACCUCUCUUCAUCUUUUCAACCAAAUGUGUUCCCUUGGUGUCCCUGUUAAUGAAUUUUCUAUGAGCAUUGCAAUCAAGUGUUGUUGUCAGUUGAAUCGCACCAACGACGGUUUUGCAGUCCUAGGAAGCUGCUUUAGGCGAGCUAUUCCACCCAAUGUGUACAUAUAUAGUGCACUCUUAGAUGGACUCGUCCUUGAAGAUAAGAUUCUUGAAGCAGAGAUGUUAUUCAAGAAGCUCGUCAAACAAAAACUUUGUGAACCUAAUGUUGUUAUGUACAGCACAAUGAUUAAAGGGCUUUGCAAGUUCGGUAAUAACGUUACAGCAGUUGCUUUGCUCAGGCUAAUGGAACAAAAAAACUGCAAGCCUAGUAUUGUUACAUAUAGCACCAUCAUUGAUAGUCUUUGCAAGGAUAAAAUGAUGGAUGAUGCUUUGAAGCUCUUAAAAGAAAUGGUAUCUGACAAAGGUAUUCUACCAAACGUCAUCACCUACAACUCUUUAAUCUGUGGUCUCUGUAAGUUAGGUCGUUGGAAUGAGGCCUCAAAGCUGCUAAAAGAAAUGGAGGAUGAGAACAUUUCUCCAGAUGUGCAAACCUUUACUGCAUUAGUUGAUGCAUUUUGCAAGGAAGGUAAAGUAGAAGAAGCUGAGGCUGUUAUCAACAUCAUGAUUGAGAGAGGUGAGGUUCCUAAUGUUGUUACUUACAGUAGUUUAUUGAAUGGGUAUUGCAAGAAUCGGAAUAUAGAAGAGGCUAUGCAAAUGUUUCGUGAAAUGGCUGGGAAAGGUUUAAAUCCCAAUGUAGUCACUUACAACACCAUGUUACAAGGAUUGUUUAAGGUUGGGCGGUGUGUAGCUGCACGCAAACUCUUCGAUGAGAUGCAUGCACAAGGACAAAUUCCAGACCAAAACACGUAUCGAAUAGUUUUAGAGGGUCUUUGCAACAGCCGUCAAGUAGAAGAGGCACUCUCUUUGUUCCAGUUAAUGGGUGAUAGCAAGCUUAAUUCUGAUAUUGUUGUGUACACUAUCCUCAUUGACGGGGCAGGAAAAUGUGGGAAAUUUCACAUUGCAAGGAAUCUUUUCCAUGGCCUAAGCGUUAAAGGUUUGAAACCUGAUGUCAGGACAUAUAAUGUGAUGAUUGGUGGUUUUUGUCGGGAAGGUCUAUUGGGGGAAGCAAAGUUGUUGUUUCUUAAAAUGGAAGAGAGUGGCUGCCUACCAAAUAAUGUUACUUACCGUGUUUUUGUCCAAGGAUGUUUAAAGAACAAGCACUAUGAUGAUGUAGAGAUGCUUUUACAGGAAAUGGAUGGUAGAGGUUACUCACUUGAUGCUUCGACUUUAUCAUGGUUAAUACAUCAUAUCGCAGCUGGUUUACUAGAUAGAAGUAUGCUUAAGCUGUUAGGUAAGCUUGUGCCAAAAGAAUUAUUGAACAAUCCUAGCUUGUGCGACUGGGAGUGAAACUGAGAUAGUAAUUGUGGGAUGAGAAAUGAAGAUAAUAACUUACAAAA